AUGGCACUGAAAUUCAAGGUCACAGAUACGAAGACAGUUCUCCUACAAUUACUGAUAUGUUUGAUGACUUUCUAUGCUGCAUAUUAUAUUAUUGGCAGCAUAUUCUUUGGAGUUUUCAGGCUUGAAACAUAUGAUGUUCUGAUACCUUUCGACUUCAAAACAGAACCAUCAUGUCCAAACUCAAAAUAUAUGGUCAACCUAAUCUCAAUGGAGACGACCUACUUUGUCUGUGGGCUGCUAUUUGCUGGGGUGGUUGAAGAAUGUGUAUGGGAUUAUGCCAUUACAGUGACUCUUAUUCACAUCAGUGUUACUUCAAUAGAGAUACCUGAUAGCAACAUAAAUAAAACUUCAUACAUCAUAACAACCUCGACCUGA
Messenger RNA from Hemiscyllium ocellatum (epaulette shark), 375 nucleotides. It is a transcript of the gene tmem244, whose product is annotated as transmembrane protein 244. Lineage: Eukaryota; Metazoa; Chordata; Chondrichthyes; Orectolobiformes; Hemiscylliidae. Bases 1 to 375 code for a protein of 124 amino acids. The record is from RefSeq and is a predicted model, not a curated record. The transcript is spliced from 5 exons.